Molecule: messenger RNA, 2954 nt
Organism: Gastrolobium bilobum
Lineage: Eukaryota; Viridiplantae; Streptophyta; Magnoliopsida; Fabales; Fabaceae
Product: serine/threonine-protein kinase BLUS1-like
Exons: 20
Coding region: 158-2362 (734 amino acids)
Biological process (GO): protein phosphorylation
Molecular function (GO): ATP binding; protein kinase activity; protein serine/threonine kinase activator activity
Source: RefSeq, a predicted model, not a curated record
UUCUGAUACCGGUCAGCCACUGGAUUCAGUUAAGACAUAUCUUCUAUCUACCAAACUUCCAAACCCAAGCCAUUGAGUUAAGGUUUCAAGAGCGCGCGAACACACACACACACACACAGAGAGAGACACAACAACCACCAACUAACAGAUAAGAAUUAUGGGAAGUCACGAAAGCUACUCUGCAAAUCCCUCCGACUACAAGCUUCUAGAAGAAAUCGGUUACGGUGCCACCGCCACAGUUUACAGAGCCAUCUAUCUUCCUUUCAACGAACUCGUCGCUAUCAAAUGCUUGGAUCUCGAUCGCUGCAACACUACCAAUCUGGAUGAGGUACGUAGGGAAACUCAAACGAUGAGCUUAAUUGAUCAUCCAAAUGUGAUGAAGGCUCACUGUUCCUUUGGUGUGGAACGGAGUCUCUGGGUUGUGAUGCCAUUCAUGGAUGAGGGUUCUUGUUUGCACUUAAUGAAGAUAGCUUAUAGCGAUGGAUUUGAAGAGGACGUUAUCGGAUCUAUCCUUAAAGAAACUCUCAAGGCAUUGGAGUACCUUCAUCGACAGGGUCAUAUCCAUCGUGAUGUUAAGGCUGGUAACAUUUUGCUCAAUAGUAACGGCGCCGUUAAGCUUGCUGACUUUGGUGUUUCCGCUUGCGUUUUUGAUAACGGCGAUAGACAGCGUUCUAGAAACACUUUUGUGGGUACUCCUUGCUGGAUGGCUCCUGAGGUAUUGCAACCGGGAAGUGGUUAUGAUUCCAAGGCUGAUAUUUGGUCUUUUGGAAUUACGGCACUCGAGUUGGCUCAUGGCCAUGCACCAUUUUCAAAAUAUCCUCCAAUGAAGGUUCUUCUAAUGACAAUACAGAAUGCCCCUCCUGGACUUGAUUAUGAUCGUGAUAAAAAGUUCUCUAAGUCUUUUAAGGAAAUGGUUGCUAUGUGCCUCGUGAAAGAUCAAACAAAGAGGCCAUCAGCUGAGAAGUUACUGAAACAUUCCUUCUUCAAAAAUGCUAAGCCUCCUGAGCUCUCUGUAAAGAAAUUGUUUGCUGACUUACCACCACUUUGGAAUCGUGUAAAAGCUCUCCAGCUCAAAGAUGCAGCUCAACUAGCACUGAAGAAAAUGCCUUCUGCCGAACAGGAAGCAAUAUCUCAGAGUGAAUAUCAGCGAGGAGUUAGUGCAUGGAACUUUGAUCUUGAUGAUUUGAAAGCUCAAGCUUCAUCGGUGAACGAUGAUGAUGAUAUUAUAGAGAUGAGGGAAGAAGAUGAAAACAAUUUUUUCACUAAUGACAAGGCUACUGAUGCAACUGAUCCACAGUCUGGUGUUGGCAAAAAGAAUUCAGAGAAAAUACCUCAAGAUAAGAUAACAUCACAAGUGGGUGGUAUUGAAAUACUACAAACUGAGCAGAGUGAAUACUUGAACAAAAAGGAGAAGAUUCUUGAAAGUGAUCUCCAGGAACCUAGAUUGCCCAAAAAUUUUAUUUGGAAGAGAAAUGGAUCGAACACGGAGACAACAACAUUAACUGUAGAGAAGGACAUGGGUAAGAGCAAGAUUAAAGCUCAAUCUGUGGAAUGUCGUCAAACCCAAAGUGGGCCCCUGAUGCCAGGCAGAGUUCUCAGUCAUUCUUUAUCAGAAAGAGGACGUACAUUUGAAAGGCUUGAGAAUGGAAAUCAAUUACCAAGUAAAAAAUAUAAUCAUGAACUGCGACGAGCUCCAAGUUUUAGUGGUCCUUUGAUGCUUCCAACUCGGGCUUCAGCAAAUAGUUUAUCGGCUCCAAUAAAGUCUUCUGGAGGAUUCAGAGAUUCCUUGGAUGACAAGUCUAAGGCUAAUCUAGUGCAAAUUAAAGGGCGAUUCUCUGUCACGUCAGAAAAUUUAGAUAUUGUGAAGGAUAUUCCUUUAAGUUCAGUUUCACGCCGAUCUUCACAGGGAUCAGCACUACGGAAAUCUACCAGUGUUGCUGAUUGGAUGUUGGAUUUGAAACAAAUGCCAAUUGGUCAGGCCGCCAAAGAUUCUGCGGCUACCAAUAUCUCUCCGUCACUUCUUAUGCCUCACCUUCAAAAUCUUUCCCAGCAGACAUCUAUUCAACAGGAUCUUAUAAUGAAUCUGUUAAAUAGUUUGCAACCUGCUGAAGCAAUUGAUGUAUCUCAGAAUGGAAAGUUGCCACCAUUACCUCACAGUUCAGAGAUCAAUGGAAGUGUUGAUGUAGCAGCUUCAGAAAGGGAACGUCUUCUGCUGGUCAAAGUUUCAGAGCUUCAGACUCGGAUGAUCAAUUUAACCGAUGAACUGACUGCUGAGAAAUUAAAAUACAUGCAGUUGCAACAACAGCUAACAGCUUUCUACAGUCAGGAGCAAAAUGGGGACAGAAGAGAGGAAGUUGCAUGAAAGUUGAUUGAUUCUGAUCAUCUUUCAUGAAGCACAUGUACAUCCAUUUGUGAUUGAGAAAUGAUAGAUGAACUUCAUUCUUUCUCUCUGUGCCAAAAGAGAACUGCUUUUUGGAUACUGAAAAUAAGAGCAGCAUAACUUCCCCUUGUGAUCAAUAAGGUUAUAUGAAGAUCUAUAGGCCAGCAAGGGAAAAUAAACAAAAAUGGUACGUGAAGGAUAGUCUCAUUAUUUAUUCAUUCAAAUUUCCGAUGUACCUGAGCUUCUCUGAUGUAUCAUGCUACAAUCUACUAAGUUUGCAGAUGAAUUACGGGUUGUUGCCAUAAGAAAGUUUUGGGGACAUAACCCCUGGGGUAUAAUUAUAUCACUACACAUUGAAUAGUUAUUAUUAUUAUUAGUAGGGUUAAGUGUUUAACUUAUUAGAGGAGGUAAAAUUAUCAAUCACUCCCACAACGAUACAAUUUUGGGGUUGGUGAGUUUUAUUUUUUUUUAAUUUUAUUUGGGGUUAUACUUAUACGGGAUUAUUGUAUUGUUCUAUCUACUGUACAGGUUGUAUCUUUAAUGAAAUGUUGGAGCUACUAAAAUGUAGGGAACA